AAAAGAUAUUCUCUUUCACCAUUUCUUUUCAUAUUCUCAUUACCCUCAUUCUCCCACGCAUCCACACUCAUUCAUACCCCGGCCUUUUCACCAUGGCUCCCCGAAAGAGGAAUAAGGCACCUAAGCAAUCCAAUAGCUACAACAAUGAUACGGAUACGGUCAAUGGAGUAGAGGACGAUCACUCAAAAAAGUGUAGUGAUACCGCACAGGAAAUCGAGGAAGCUCUUACCAAGCUAUCUAAUACUCUUCCCAUAGACUCCAAACUCAGAGUACGGCAUCCCUCCCUCAGCAGGAAUCCUUCUGUUGCAGAUUAUCUCCAUCGAGCACUCUUUGUGCCUGAUCCAGACUCACAGGAACUCAAGAGAAAACAUGCCCCACCCGGGACCCGACGUCGAGUCGUUCUGUUGUUUGGUAUUCUUAUAGGGAUGGCCCUUGCUACAUUAUUGAUGCAGCAGACCAGAGACGCGGCAUACAUCGAGGCAUUCUCGCAUUACUUCCAGGACUUUGAUCUUGCUUCGAUGGUACCUACCGGAAUGAUUCCUGAAGAGUUUAUUGGGAAUGUAUCCGCGAUGUUCAAACCCGAAAUUUUGACAGAAGAGCAAUUUUACCCAGGGGAGGAGCUAAGGGUGAAGUAUGGCUAUAGACCAAAGUAUCCUGUAACUAUGAUUCCUGGAAUUGUUUCGACGGGCCUUGAGUCUUGGUCAACAACCCAUAAUUGCUCUCAAAAAUACUUUCGCAAGCGCAUGUGGGGAACCACAACCAUGUUCAAAGCUGUCCUUCUGGACAAAGAAUGCUGGAUCACUAACAUGCGGCUGGACUCAGCAACAGGACUUGAUCCCGAAGGAGUUCGCUUGCGUGCAGCUCAGGGCCUUGAGGCUGCAGAUUAUCUUGUGCCUGGAUACUGGGUAUGGGCGCCGAUUAUCAAGAACCUGGCAGCAAUUGGUUAUGACAACAACAAUAUGUAUCUCGCCGCAUACGAUUGGAGACUCGCCUUUUCUAAUCUGGAAGUUCGAGAUAACUACUUCUCUCGCCUAAAAUCUAGCCUGGAAAUGUCUCUCAAGAUCACAGGCGAAAAGCAUGUCCUUGUAGCUCACUCCAUGGGUUCCCUUGUCCUCUACUAUUUUUUCAAAUGGGUUGAAUCUGAUUUGGGAGGAAAAGGUGGUCCAAACUGGGUUAGGGAUCAUGUCCAUUCAUUUGUCAAUAUUGCAGGGCCCAUGCUGGGUGUUCCCAAGACAUUAGCAGCUGUGCUCUCUGGAGAGGUUCGCGAUACCGCUCAACUUGGCGUCGUCAGCGCAUACGUCUUGGAAAAAUUCUUCUCGAGGCGUGAACGUGCAGAUCUGUUCAGGAGUUGGGGAGGUCUCUCCAGCAUGAUCCCCAAGGGUGGAGAUCGUGUCUGGGGGUCAAUCAAAGGAGCGCCUGACGACGGAACUCAUGACGAAGAAGAGACACUUGUUAAGGAAAAGAUCGCGAAGCAUGAAGAAGUGCCUGAUGCAAUAAGUAAAAAAAAGCGGAGUGAUCGGAAGUCACCCACGUUCGGGGCUAUGCUUGCAUUCGCACAAGGCUCUAAUAUGGAUCAUCAUACCAUGGACGACAGUAUGCAAUUGUUAUCAAAGAUGGCAGGCAAUGACUUUAAUACAAUGUUGACCAAGAAUUACACAGUGGGUGCGUCUGUAACUCAGGCACAGAUGGACAAGACAAACAAAUUACCGACAAGUUGGUCUAAUCCUUUGGAAGCUUCACUGCCUAAUGCGCCAAACAUGAAGAUAUACUGCCUGUAUGGUGUGGGAAAGUCGACAGAGAGAAGUUAUACCUACAACCGUAUGAGUGAUUUUACGCCACCAAUUUUGGAUCAGAGACCAGGCAACGUGUCAGACGAGACCGGCAGAGUCCCCAAUAUCUAUAUCGAUACCAGUGUUCAUGAUGACAAAUUGGGUAUUAGCUAUGGUGUUCAUCAAGGAGACGGUGAUGGCACUGUCCCCUUAUUGUCGACAGGAUACAUGUGCGUGGAAGGUUGGAAGAAGAAGUUGUAUAACCCUGCAGGUAUAAAGGUCAUCACGCGUGAAUUUACUCACCACAGCAGCCCCUCGCCUGUGGAUAUUCGAGGUGGGAAGAGGACAGCAGACCAUGUUGAUAUUCUGGGUAAUUAUCAAGUAACGAGGGAUUUACUUGCCAUCGUAGCUGGACGCGAUGGUGAAGGUUUGGAAGAACAGAUCUUUUCCAAGAUCCGUGAGUACUCUACCAAGGUAGACCUGUAAUCACCCCCCUCACUCACUUGACGCCUGAGUGUCCUAAUGGACGUAAAAAUAAAAUAAG
This is a messenger RNA of Lobosporangium transversale, 2313 nucleotides long. RefSeq names its product Lecithin:cholesterol acyltransferase-domain-containing protein. The transcript is spliced from 6 exons. Gene Ontology annotation, biological process: lipid storage; triglyceride biosynthetic process. Gene Ontology annotation, molecular function: phospholipid:diacylglycerol acyltransferase activity. The coding region runs from base 93 to 2255 and encodes 720 amino acids. The record is from RefSeq and is a predicted model, not a curated record. NCBI's taxonomy places the organism in Eukaryota, Fungi, Mortierellomycota, Mortierellomycetes, Mortierellales, Mortierellaceae. Gene Ontology annotation, cellular component: perinuclear endoplasmic reticulum; cytoplasm.